AUGCCUCCCAAAUCCAAAAAAGGACCCCCCAAGCCCAAAUCCCAACCUCCAGAACAGCCAAAACCCAACUGGCCCCCCCUCCGCCCCCUCAUUUCCUCCUCGGACCUUUCCCUAGAAUCCCUCCUCCACGACCAAAUCUACCUAAUCCGCAAUUUCCUCCCCUCCUCCCUCUGCAAAACCUACGCCUCCUUCCUAGCCUCGCUCCCACUCACCACCACCCCCGGCAAACCCAGAAAGGGCGAGGCCGUCCGCGUCAAUGACCGGUUCCAGGUGCAGGAUGCCGACUUCGCAGAGAGGCUGUGGAGCGGGACCGCGCUGAGGGAGCUGGUGAGCGGUGCAACUGACGACGACCAGACUGGCGGCGGGCGCUCACGCUCAAACAGGGAGAUCUGGGGCGGGGAGCCGCUGGGUCUGAAUGCGAAUAUCAGGAUAUAUCGGUAUUCGAGGGGGCAGUUUUUCGCGCAGCAUUACGAUGACUCGAAUGUGGUUACGUUCGAGUCCGCUCGAGAUAAGCCGCAGCAGGCUCGCACGACCUGGACCCUCCUGGUCUACUUGACGAGCUGUACGGGCGGCGAGACAGUCUUCUACCCUGAGCCGACCCGCGCGGAUCGCAACCCGGAGCCUAUCGCGGUGGCGCCGGAGGUGGGCAUGGCGCUGCUGCAUCGGCAUGGGGAGAGGUGUCUCCUGCAUGAGGGGAGAGAGGUCACCGAGGGUGAGAAGUGGGUUUUGAGAAGUGAUUUGGUGGUUGCACGGUGA
This is a messenger RNA of Aspergillus thermomutatus, 756 nucleotides long. RefSeq lists its product as uncharacterized. Bases 1 to 756 code for a protein of 251 amino acids. Gene Ontology annotation, molecular function: L-ascorbic acid binding; iron ion binding; procollagen-proline 4-dioxygenase activity. Gene Ontology annotation, biological process: peptidyl-proline hydroxylation to 4-hydroxy-L-proline. Gene Ontology annotation, cellular component: endoplasmic reticulum. NCBI's taxonomy places the organism in Eukaryota, Fungi, Ascomycota, Eurotiomycetes, Eurotiales, Aspergillaceae. The transcript is spliced from 2 exons. The record is from RefSeq and is a predicted model, not a curated record.